Molecule: messenger RNA, 1034 nt
Organism: Myotis brandtii (Brandt's bat)
Lineage: Eukaryota; Metazoa; Chordata; Mammalia; Chiroptera; Vespertilionidae
Gene: REG4
Product: regenerating islet-derived family, member 4
Exons: 6
Coding region: 463-927 (154 amino acids)
Molecular function (GO): mannan binding; signaling receptor activity
Source: RefSeq, a predicted model, not a curated record
GAGACCAAAGAAAAAGUAAGUACAGGAGAGGAAGAUGGGCUAUCACCGAUGACAGGAUUUUGCCAGUUGAGAGAACGUGGGCUGUAAAGAACAGAUUCUGUGUGCAAACAGGGAGAGGUUUCCCUUCUGUUUGCUGAAAACACAGCUUACAGCCUUUGUCAAGCCAUCCCUCAGACCGUGCGCUCCGGCUGCAGAUAAGACUUUCAUGGAUGGGUUAUUAUUUGUAAACAAUGUUAUUGCUCUAUGAUUAAAACAACAGUCAUAUAAUUCCUGAGGGAAGAAGAUAUAAGAGCUGCAGAAACUGCCCGGGGUCUCUCAGAAAGCUGAAGAAGGCGGUCCUCAGAGCCUUGCAUGCCAACCAGAUCUAGGUGAACCCAGGAGCUUCCAGGGAACACUGGCCAGGGCUCUGAGAUCCUUUCGGUAAACGGUUCCGAAGCUUGUCUGCCCCCAGGGAAGAGGAGGAUGGCCUCCAAGAGCGUGUGGCUGCUCCUGCUGGUGGCUGGCACCGGCGCCCUGGGCGACAUCCUCAUGAGGCCCAGCUGUGCUACCGGGUGGUUUUACCACAAGUCCUAUUGCUACGGAUACUUCCGGAAGCUGAGGAAUUGGUCCGACGCUGAGCUCGAGUGUCAGUCCUUUGGGAACGGAGCCCACCUGGCGUCUAUACAGAACCUCCAGGAAGCCAAAGCCAUCUCUGGGUACAUAGGUGGCUACCAAAGGAACCUGCCCGUGUGGAUUGGCCUGCACGACCCGCAGAAGAGGCAGCAGUGGCGGUGGAUCGACGGGACCUCGUAUUUAUUCAAAACCUGGUCCGGCAGGUCCAUGGCUGGAAACAAGCACUGUGCUGAGAUGAACGCCCACAACUUUCUAACUUGGAACAACAAGGAAUGCGACAAGCGCCAGCACUUCCUCUGCAAGUACCGGCCGUAGAGCAGGAAUCGGGGUCCCUCACCCCGGCCCAAACCCCUCCCCCCUUCUUGCCCUGCCACGGUGUCUAUGUCCAAUCAUUGCCUCAGGAAGUAAACGUGGUAACCAAG